Sitodiplosis mosellana (orange wheat blossom midge) is the source of this 1732-nucleotide messenger RNA. RefSeq lists its product as uncharacterized. The record is from RefSeq and is a predicted model, not a curated record. The transcript has 2 exons. Bases 268 to 1386 code for a protein of 372 amino acids. Lineage: Eukaryota; Metazoa; Arthropoda; Insecta; Diptera; Cecidomyiidae.
ACGUUCGUCGUACGAUCGUUCGUACGUCUAUGCCUUACAUACAGUAAAAAAUAUAUAGGUAAACACAUUCCUAUGUCCGAGCCAGUGUUUGGCUUAAUUCUGUAAUUCCUCUAAUGGUGAAUCAUUCGAAUAUUUUUCUAAUCAUUGAACGAUGUUUUGGAUAUUAUCCAAUGAACAAUUCGGUGUAAUAUGAGCAAUCGUCUAAUAUCACAAUUUAAGGACAUGUGAUCGUCAACAACUGCAAUCGUGUGCCUUGAAAGGAAAGCUAUGAGUAACAUCAUGAAGAUUUUUCGUUCGAAACGAAAGGCAUCCAAGAAAAAAAGGUUGUCCGAUGAAUCGAAUGAUGAUGAUCAAAACCAAACAGCAGCUGCUGGCCCAUCGAACCGCCCGGCAUCACCACCGAUUUUCAAGCUGACGGUCGAUUGCUGUGAUGAAAUAUUUGACUAUUGGUCAACGAAGGAUUUACAUUCAUUUGGUCAAACAUGCAAAGCAAUGCAGAAAGUGGCCGGUGAAUAUUUCAAGCGGAAUUGUGCUGGAGCUGAAAAAUUCACCCGUGAUGAUGGCAUUUACACAUAUUACUACGACCAUGAAGGUGCAUCCAAUAAGCAAACGCUGACAUCAGGUUUCAAUCGAUACAUUACCAAUAUAUCACAUUACUACGAUCACGGACGGGGCCCACUGCGUUACAUUGAGUCGCACAGUGACGAAUUAGAUUCGGUCAACAAUCUUUACCUCGUGUGCACAAGACUAAAUAAGGAGAAGGCUGAAUACUUUCGCAAGAUUUUACCAAAAAUUGAAAAUUUAGCGAUACAUCAAUGCUCAGCUUGGUGUGACAUGUUUAAUGAUAUAUUGAAACUCUGUGAAAACGUGACGAAUCUGUGGAUUCAAGAUGAUCUUGGGGAUAUUAUAAGCAGGAAGAAAAAUCCAUGGUUACUUCAAAAUUACCCAAAACUCAAGCGCUUACAUUUGGGUCCACGAAAUGUGAACGAAAUUAAUGAGCUUGUCUCUUUUUUCGAACGAAAUCCCAACGUGGACAUAUUUUCGACUAAUUACCGUUGUUUCUGGGCGAAUCGAAAUCAGCUCAUGGAUUCCAAAGCAAAAUUGGAGACGUUGUGUGUCGAAGAUUUCCACUAUGAUACGAUAGGAAAUAUGCAUGAGAUCUGCGAUCUUCUGAAACAACUUCAUGAGAAAGGCUUCUACAAGCGGCUGCAUCUAAAUUUUAGAGAGAUAAGCCAACAGCUUUGCGAUCAGAUUAUUCUGGUGCCCGGUCUCGAAAGACUACACUUCAAAAAAUUCAACAAAAUUUACAGUGUGCCUCAAAUGGUCAGUUUGAAAGAGUUACAUCUCCCUAGCGGCCUCAAAGCAAACGAUAUUCAGAUCUUGUGAAUCUCGAACAAGUUACAAUCAGCUCCAUAUCGUCGAAUGACCUGUUACCAUUCAUGCGUCAUUCAAAGAAGUUGAGGAAACUCUAUGCUUACCUCAAUGAACGCACUCUCAACUUACCGAAAUUGAACAAGGAACGUGAAAAGUCAGCCAAUGCACGAAAGGUAAUCAUUUAUGUCGGAGAUGACAUUUUCUUGGCAACAAAGUGGUCAACCCAUUACGGAGAAACCAUCAUGAAAUUAGUCGAAAUGAGACGAUGCAACGUGUAUAUGUGUUGCGUGUUCGAUUGUUAUAAUCCGAUGUUUAUUCGAAUGUGAAUGUUCAAUGACGUUUGAGUUCAGAUAAUUUG